Molecule: messenger RNA, 1239 nt
Organism: Aphis gossypii (cotton aphid)
Lineage: Eukaryota; Metazoa; Arthropoda; Insecta; Hemiptera; Aphididae
Exons: 2
Coding region: 256-1110 (284 amino acids)
Source: RefSeq, a predicted model, not a curated record
AAUGUCGAAAUAGAAAAGUAUUUGGCUAAAUGAGUGUAAUAGUAACUGUAAUAUUUUAAAACAUUAGUGAUUUUCUUAAAGCAUAACCUAGCUACAAUAAAAUGAAUGAUGUUUGUCAAACAAAACUACAUCUCAACGUUUACAGCACAGUAAUAAUAAUAUUUUAAUAGUUUUUUUUCACAAAAUCGUGUUACUUUUUCGUACAUCAGAAUAGUAUAGUAUAACUCUUAAUCUUAACUAACUAGGACGACGAUAAUGAUGUCAGCAAAACUGAAGAAUUCUACAUCAAUUACUCUGGAAGGUCAUUUCUUUAUCAGAUUAACGAACCUUUAUUUAUCCCGCUUUAAGAUAUUGACGAUCAUGCUGUUGGCGCUACUCGAAUUAUCCACUGUAGUUGUGACCGCCGCGCCAUUGACUUUGGAAAACGAAUGGACGGCGGUGGUCAUACCCAUUACACGAUCACCAGUCACUACCCAUAAAGUCCGAAAUGCAACAAAAAUCGAUCCUUUCCAAAACUGGUGGAGCUUAAUUGGUAUGAGAUAUUCGAAACGAUCUUGGACGACGGCGAAAUACAGUACUUUCAGUGGAUCUUCUUACAGUGGUAUGGGCUUAAAUAAAAAUUACAAUGGUAAGAAUCCCCACGAUGAGAAAAAAUUUGGUAAAAAUAAACACGAGAAGAAUAAAGGUGGUAAGAACCACUACGAUAAGCAUUGUGGUAAAAACCUACAUCGGGAACACUGUAGCAAGAACCAGUGUGAUAAUCCUUUUGAAAAAAACCGCCAUGAAAAGCACUGUGCUAAAAACCGAAACAGCGACGGUCGUCAUGGUAAGAAUUACCAUGAACAAAACAAGCUGCAUAAUAUGAAAAAAUGCAAAAAGCAGCACAAAGAGUUUAUCAUAGACAAUAAGGUUAUUGUCAACAUCAAUAAAAAUCGAACGCCUAGUACGACACUAUUACCGGUAAAAACAAAGGCACCAGUUCUGGUCUCGACCACGCAUAAAUGUGCUGAGCAGAGUAGUAUUUUCUCGUUUGUUGACAUAUGUAUACUGAUAUAUUGUAUAUUAUGUUUUUUGAUAGCCGUAUGCGUAUACGUAUGUGAUAUAAAAUAGUUUUUUUCACUUUGUUAAUUUUUACAUAAUUUGUAUAUAAAAUACAUAAUUAUAUUUAAUAGUUCACUAAAUUAUAAUAAUAAUUAAUAUAUAUAUAUAUAUAUUCAUCUGUGUAAAACUGUCUUAAUU